AUGGCGGCCGGCGAUAGUUUGCCCGCCCUCGCGGCCUUCACUAUCGUGGAGGCCUAUUUUUUACAACGCACUCUGUUCGCCGAUGAAGCCUUCCGGACCGUGUGUCUGGGGGCCCUGGGGGUCAACCUCCUUCUCAAGGGAAUUUGGAGUUUGGCCAUUUGGCCGUUCUUCCUGAACCCGUUGCGACAUCUGCCCAAGGUCCCGGGUCUCAUGAACCAUGCGCAGAUCAUUUUUGACUCUCCGCGGGGCCGGAUGCCCUUGUACUGGAUGAAGACCAUUCCCAAUGAGGGUCUCAUCCAUAUGCGCGACACCAUCAGCCAGAGCUAUUUAGUAGCCACCAACCACCAGGCGCUGCUGGAUAUUAUGAGCACCAACACCUACGACUUUGAGAAGCCCUGGCGCUUCCGCAACUUUUUAGCCCGCAUUUUGGGCUUUGGGCUGAUUUUGUCCGAGGGCGCAGCCCACAAGAAGCAGCGCAAGGCUCUAACCCCGGCAUUCAAUAUCAAGAACAUUCGCGCCAUGUAUUCGCUCAUGUGGGAUAAGACCAACCAGUACUUAGAAGAGAUGGAGAAAGAGCUGAAGCUCAAUCCCAUGGAGGGUACCAACAUCGCUGACGGGGUUGGUAAGCUGGAAAUGGGCGUGUGGGGGAGCCGCCUCACUCUGGAUAUUAUCGGACCCGCCGCCAUGGGCCGCGAUUUUCGCUCCCUGCAAAAUACCGACAAUAGGGUGGCCGAGAGCUUUCUGAAUAUUCUCGAACCAACUACCGAAAAGAUGGCGUUUUUGGCCAUGAACUUUACCCUACCGCAGUGGAUUGCGCAGCGCGUGCCGUGGCGUCUUAAUCAGGUGGUUGCUAACGAGACCGGUUUCUUGCGCAAUCUGUGCAAUGACAUCGUACGCGAGAAACGUGAAACGCUUGCUGCUUCCAAGGCCUCGACCAAGGAUCUUGAAGCAGAUAUUCUGGGCACGAUGAUGCUUGGCGGGAACUUUUCUGAUACGGAGCUGGUAGAUCAGAUGUUGACCUUCUUGGCUGCGGGGCACGAGACCACCGCCAGUGCCCUUACUUGGGCAUGCUAUCUACUUACCCAGUACCCAGAUACGCAGACCCGACUGCGGGAGGAGAUCCGCGCCAAGAUCCCCUCCGGCAACAGUCCGAUCACAUACCAGGAUCUGGAGUCGCUGCCGUUGCUCAACGGGGUGUGUCAGGAGGUACUGCGACUAUACCCGACGGUACCGGCGACGAUCCGUGAAGCAGCUCGCGACACUGUGGUGGUCGGCAAGCACGUACCCAAGGGAACGCGGGUUAUCCUGUGUCCGUACGCGAUCAAUCGUAGCCCAACCUUCUGGGGCGACAACGGUGAGGAGUUUGUGCCGGAGCGGUGGAUUGACACCGACAAGACCGGUGCUCCUGUUCCCAACCACAACGGCGGCGCGUCGACCAAUUUUGCGCAAAUCACUUUCUUGCACGGCCAGCGCUCGUGCAUUGGCAAGGACUUUGCGCGCGCUGAGCUGCGCUGCGCCGUCGCUGGCGUGGUUGGUCGCUUUGCCUUUGAGAUGCAAGAUCCCAAGCAGGAGAUCCACAUUGCAGGUGCUGUGACCACCAAGCCCGUCGAGGGCAUGCAUCUCCGCAUGCGUCGGGUGGACGAGUGGUAA
This is a messenger RNA of Penicillium alfredii, 1650 nucleotides long. RefSeq names its product cytochrome P450. The coding region runs from base 1 to 1650 and encodes 549 amino acids. The transcript has 4 exons. NCBI's taxonomy places the organism in Eukaryota, Fungi, Ascomycota, Eurotiomycetes, Eurotiales, Aspergillaceae. Gene Ontology annotation, molecular function: heme binding; oxidoreductase activity, acting on paired donors, with incorporation or reduction of molecular oxygen; monooxygenase activity. The record is from RefSeq and is a predicted model, not a curated record.